CUCCCCGCGCGGCUGCUCCGACCGCGGGCGGCCGAGGGGCGGGCGCGCCGCUGCAUCCCCAUCCUCGGCGUAGCUCGGCACAGAGCGAGCGAGCAAGCAAGCAAGCGGCGACUGGCCGGAGCGGGCGGACGCAGCGCCGAGGCCCGGCCAUGGCCACCACCAGCACCACGGGCUCCACCCUGCUGCAGCCCCUCAGCAACGCCGUGCAGCUGCCCAUCGAUCAGGUCAACUUUGUAGUGUGCCAGCUCUUUGCCUUGUUAGCAGCCGUUUGGUUUCGAACUUAUCUACACUCAAGCAAAACUAGCUCUUUUAUCAGACACGUAGUUGCUACCCUUUUGGGCCUUUAUCUUGCAUUUUUUUGCUUUGGAUGGUAUGCCUUACACUUUCUUGUACAAAGUGGGAUUUCCUACUGCAUCAUGAUCAUAGCAGGAGUGGAGAGCAUGCACCAAUGUUGCUUUGUGUUUGCUUUGGGAUACCUCUCAGUGUGUCAGAUUACUAGAGUCUAUAUCUUUGAUUAUGGACAAUAUUCUGCUGAUUUUUCAGGCCCAAUGAUGAUCAUUACGCAGAAGAUCACUAGUUUGGCUUACGAAAUUCACGACGGGAUGUUUCGAAAGGAUGAAGAACUAACUCCAUCGCAGAGGGGAUUAGCUGUGAGGCGCAUGCCAAGUCUCCUGGAGUAUGUAAGUUAUACCUGCAACUUCAUGGGCAUCCUGGCAGGCCCACUGUGCUCCUACAAAGACUACAUUGCCUUCAUUGAAGGCAGAGCAUCCCACGUGGCACAGCCCAGUGAAAAUGGAAAAGACGAGCAGCAUGGGAAAGCAGAUCCAUCUCCAAAUGCAGCAGUUACGGAGAAGCUCCUGGUCUGUGGACUCUCCUUAUUAUUCCACCUGACCAUCUCCAACAUGCUACCCGUGGAGUACAACAUCGAUGAGCAUUUCCAAGCCACUGCGUCGUGGCCAACCAAAGCCACCUAUCUGUACGUCUCUCUCUUGGCUGCCAGACCUAAGUACUAUUUUGCAUGGACCUUAGCUGACGCCAUUAACAAUGCUGCAGGCUUCGGUUUCAGAGGAUACGACAAGAAUGGAGUGGCUCGCUGGGACUUAAUUUCCAACUUGAGAAUUCAGCAGAUAGAGAUGUCAACAAGUUUUAAGAUGUUUCUUGAUAAUUGGAAUAUCCAGACAGCUCUUUGGCUCAAAAGGGUGUGUUAUGAACGAGCAACCUUCAGUCCGACAAUCCAGACAUUCUUUCUCUCUGCCAUUUGGCAUGGGGUCUACCCAGGAUACUAUCUGACAUUCCUAACGGGAGUGCUAAUGACGUUAGCAGCUCGGGCUGUGAGAAAUAACUUUAGGCACUAUUUCCUGGAGCCCCCUCAACUUAAGUUAUUUUAUGACCUCAUAACCUGGGCGGCCACACAGAUAACAAUAAGUUACACGGUUGUUCCAUUUGUGCUCCUCUCCAUAAAACCAUCGUUCACGUUUUACAGCUCCUGGUAUUACUGCCUUCACGUCUGUAGUAUCUUGGUGUUGCUGUUGCUGCCUGUGAAAAAGUCUCAAAGAAGAACGAACACACAGGAAAAUGUUCAUCUUUCACAGGCCAAAAAGUUUGACGAAAGGGAAAAUUCUCUGGGACAGAACAGUUUUUCCACGAUGAAUAAUGUUUGCAAUCAGAACCGAGACACUGGCUCCAGACACUCGCCACUAACACAGUGACUGCGAGAGCGUGUGAUGGCUGUUUCCCGGCUGUGAACAGAAGCCAGUCUUGAGGCCUUUGCAGAGCCUCUUGUUUAAGGAAGAGAGACUAACUGGGUGGAAAGGGAUGGUCUCGGAUAGGGGGUUUCCUAUACACUAGAUUGGAAAUGGAAAGAGAUAACCCCUCCCAUGCCAUGUUCCUGUGGGUCACGCCUUAUACAAAAUCUUCCCUUGUUUCAAUAGGGCACUCUGACCUCAGCAUCUGCCCUCAAGGUCAUCCGUGUACCCUGUUGCUGAAUGUACACUGCGUAUCCCAAGGCACUGAAGAGGUGGAAAAUAAUCAUGUCGUCUGGAUGAUUAACCUUUUCCAAAUGAAUGUCUUGCCUUAAAUCUUCCUAAAAUGUUGUUCCCGGAUGGUAUUUACAAGUGUAAAAUCGUGAGGAGACGAUUUCAGUAUUCGAUAUGGUGUGCUGCCGAGAGGAUUGAGGGACAUCUAAAACCACAUACUUAAGAUCGUGGGUACUUCAAAAAUGCAAUAAACAUCUCAGUAUUCGAAGGGUUUUCUUAAGGUAUCUUAGAGGACUGUGUGCAUGGUGGGACUGUAAACAGUCAGGGCUUAAUUACAGGUAGCUUAUUUUUUCUGGGAGCUUAAUUACCUGGUGUCAGUCAGGGGCCCCUUCCAGGAGGACUUUCUUAAACAUAAUUAAAGGUUGGUAAUGUGAUAUUUUAGGCUUAUUUUCUUAAGGAAAAAAAAAACAAAACAAAACAAUAAGAGGGAAGCUAAGGUAAGGAGGCCGGAACAAGGAAAGCACCUCGGAGCCUGGAGCCAGCGGCAGAGGGCUUCCCACUUCGGUGUCCGAGAUUAGUGUAACUGUAUGGGACACAACAGCUUAAUGAUGAUAACACUGUGGACUUUCUGAAGAAAUCCCUUGAGCAUAAAUUACAUAGAGUUAGAGGGGGGUUAUAAGAAUAACAGUGAUAGGUGAUUUGAAGGUUUUGAAAGAAAUCUCUAGUGAUUAAGGUUCUUAUAUGGUUCGUCGGUUUCUUGUUCCUGUCCCUUUCAUUGCUAUUUGGGAAAGAUGUAGGCAAAAGAAAACUUAGUUGAUGAGUCUAAGUGACUUUUUUUAAAAAUUAAAUUAGUUUCUAUACUCUUUAACUUCAUGCAUUAAAAUUCUUCCAUUAAACUCUUGUUAAAAUGGGUGUUAGAUUCUAUCUAAACAAAUACGUGCUUUCCUCUUAGGGGGCCACUCUUGCCUUGAGUGACUGGGUUUGUCUUUAAUCACAUAGCAGUGUGGUGUGGGCUGCAGCAGCUAUAAGUAUGGGGUGGGUUUGAGGCCACGGAAAAUGAGCCUGAGACUAUAGUGGGGCCUUUGGGCCUCACUGUCAUUUGACCAAUCUUUUUUUGUAUGAAUUUUGUUUUGGUUUUGCCUUACAUUUUCAAAUGAAAUGCAAGCUGUCAGUCUACGAUGAGUUUGGUUUUGUUGGCUUUUGUCACUAAUACGUUGUAAGUAGAAUGAAGGAAGAAGCAGCAACGGGGGUGGGAAGCUAAAGAUGUCAGGAAGAAGAAAGGUGCAGAUGCCGGCCUGGCCUUCUAGUACCUGGGAGCCAUACGUGGCAUGGUUGCUUUUCUGAAGACAGGCUGCAUCUGAUGAGGAAAGUCUUCUCCUGGCCUCUAGAGUCCUCCCCAUUACUCCUCCCCAGGAAUGGCUAGUAAAUACCUUUUCUUAGUUUUCUUUCCCAUGUGUUGAGAUCAAGCUAACUGUAGAAUUGGAGGAGAAAGAAAAGCAUAUUUAUGGAGAGAACCCGCCCCCAAGUGUUUCUACGAUUUCAUGAGCUUGGUGGAGAAUCCGGUCACUGUCUUUAAGACAGCCCUGGGCGGUUCCUAAGUGAAGCCAGAGCAGCUUUGGGAGCUGCUGCAGGCUUGAUCCAUCGAUCUAGCCACUCACAGAUGACCCCAUUUAUAUCUGCUACCCCAACAGACUUCGUUUCUAAACUUGUACAUUGAGGCCCGGUCGCCUGUUUCUUCGUAAUGAAUUUAUAAUCAUAGUCCUAUCAUCCAAAGAGCAAGACAGCUGAUCACUGUUCCUCCUGGCACAUACACAACAUUCCAACUUGACUGAUGUCCUUUCUCAUUCUUCUUCAGCUACUAGUUACGUUCAUGGGAUUAUUUUGGGAUGGCUGUCUUCUAAUUUGGAGACAUAAUCAGAACGCAAUCUAAAAUCAAAUAAAUUCUCAUUUUCCCCCAAAAGCCACACUCUAUAAAAUGAAUGUCUAGUUGGGAUACUGUCAAGAUUAUUUCUACUUAAAAGGAUUUAAAACUAAUGUUUGCACUACUGUUAUUUCUGAAGGAGGUCAUUAUACCAUGUGUUUACUGCAUUUAACCGGCAGAACAGGGUUUGCUGUGUGCUUAUAGGAUUUUUCCCAUUUCUUGAGUAUCCUGAAAUCAUUCUGGAGAUGGUCACUCUACAUCAUAUUUAUACUUCUGUCCAAUUAUGUACUACUCAGGGAAAAUAGAACAAAAAAUAUUCUUCCCUCAAAUCUCAUUUUCUUGAAACAAUAAUUGUCAAUUUGGUGUGUCUCGGCUCACUGAUUUGUUUGUCUUUGGGUUGUCUUUUUUUUUUUUUUUUUAAAUUCGUGUUUUAAUUGGAGCUUGGAGUGUCUGGGGAAGCUUGCUUGGCUUUUAGAAUACUCAGAGAUGGAGAGAAGGUUCUCGGGGUUUCAGAGAUUCCUGAUUGCUGUGACUUAGCAUGCUGGUCCCUACCGUGGGUGACGGCCACACGGGGUAUCUCCACACAUGCCACUUUGGAGGAAAACAGUUCCAGUGGAGGCUUCUAGAAAGUGAUGGUGAUUUUGUGUAAGCGGCCUGGCCAAUCCUUUUGGCUCUGGCUUCGGGGAGCAGCACCUUCUCUACCACCCCUAAUCCUGUAGGGCAAAGGGAAGGGCAGGGUCACAGAGGGAGCUGAUGACUGUCAAUGCUCUUUAUUACUGAAGCUUGAGGUGGUGACAUUUUUAAAAAUAGUUGCUUAGCAACAGGAGGAAUGCCUUUUAAUCCAUUAACCCAGAAUGAGUAGCAACUGGCCAUUUCCUGGUUGCUUUCGUUAGUCUGUUUCUGCUGGGUAAAACUGGAGAGGAUUAAAUACUCUCCAUAAAUUGCUGAUUUUACUAGACAGGGUUUACCACCAUGGAACUCUACAGCAAUUAUUUUAAUUCAGAGAAUUUAGUCAUUCUUUUUUUUUUUUAAUUACAGAAAACAAUUUAAAAUCGCCAUCAAAAAAAUCAUGAAGGUUUUACUGUUGAAGACAGUAAAAAAAAAAAAAAAAAAAAAAAAAAAAAAGUAAAAAAGGGCAAAUCCUUUUCCUACUUGAAACCCAUCCCUCAUAAAUGUUCAUCUUGUGUCUUCAUGAGCAAAUCUAGAACAUGGUACUUACUGUUUCCUGAUCAGUUGUUCAUAAGUAUCAGCUCAUUGACCCUUAAAGAGUUCCACACUAUAACUGACGCAGACAUUCUUGAGAGAGUAGACGUGUUUAGAGUAAUUGCUUCUGCUGUGCCCACUGAGAUUUGGAUCAACCGUGUAGUUAGAAACCAGUAUUGUGAAAGGUUUUAUUCAGGUAUUAAUAAUCUACCCUGAUUGAAAUUUAACACACCCGGUUUAACCUAGGUGCAGAAUUCUAGCGUACACUGUGACUGUAACCUUAACCUGCCCAAGGACCAUGCAUACCUGUUACAUUCCACCAGCGGCAUCUGAGGGAUGGUUGAUCAUUCAUCCGAUUGCCCUCAAGGCUAAGUUUCUGCUUCUCACUGCCCUUGGAAAAGUGAGUUUGUAUCAGGCUUCUGAAUGCUGAAGGAAGAGAUUUGCAUUUUAAACAAAUCCACUCAGAAUUCUCAAGUUUGAUGGAUUAGAACGUGGCAGCUCUCUACGGUGAUUUUUCUGUAACAGCAUGUAGUCAGAUCUAUUGAUGAUGCUCCUCAUGGAAGAAAAUUUAAGAUGAAAUUUUCCACACUAAUAUUUUGUAGGAAUGCUCUUAUAAUCAAUGACUAAGCUGCUUUUUGAGACUCUUGUUGUACAGAGGAUGCAGCCAAUUUACAUUUUAAUUCGUAGGCUGCCUAAUAAUGUUUUGUAUGUUUUCAGAUAAUUUAUUUUAAUAGGUUUUUAACACAAUGCAAACUCCAGUGAAGAACUGACAAGAAGCUCCACAGGUCAUUGAUUGGGGGAAUUUUGUCAAACAGAACCUAAUGACACAUUUCUAUGCCAGCUAAUUUGUCUUGCCUUUAAAACUGGUGGGAACUCUUAAUGCCAUUUUUAUAAAGCAAGGGACAGCCUGUCUGUUCUAUAAAUAACCCUUCAAAGAUCCUGUACAACCACUGUCUUGAAAGCAAUCCGGGGACACAGAGCCACCUCCAGCCGUGUUUUCUUACGUGUUGCCUCUGUAACCAGCAAUGGGAGAUACUAUGAAGCCAGAAGUGAGAGAGCACGGGAUUGAAUGACUAAGCAGUUUCGGGCAGCUUGUCUGGACUGGAAGAGUGGAGGGUGCCUGCUGCAACCUCAGACAUGCUGCUCCCUGCGCAGACAGGCUCUGUUUUGGGAAAACUUCUUUGAGAGAUCAGUUUGUUAAUUAUUUUCUCUGUCCUUUCAUGGGGGAAGGACACAGGUAGAGCGUUUGCUAAACUUGGAAAAGGUGUCUCUGUUCCCCAUUUUAAAUGUCUUUGGUUCUGUACACACCCAUCUGUCACUGAAGUACAUUUGCUGCUGACUUAAUCACACACAGAAAGGACGUCUGUGCUGAAUGGAGAUGCCGUCCUGUCUGUCUUCUGUCAGCUUUAUGUACGUGAAGGUGCCCCUACACCAGAAGGAGCAUCUCAUGAGGCAGUAGGAAUGACAGGGACACGGGUUCCUGGGACGUGAAGGCCCCAUCAUGUUAAGAUGAAGGUGCCUGGCUACAAACCUGCCUUCCCUUUCACCUGAACACUGGUUGCCUGUCUUGAGGAGAGCCUCAGCUCCCAUAGCCAGCGCUUGCAGUGUUUCCAUUUGCCUUCCCCCGGAGGAGGAUAUCGUGUGGUGGGCUGUGCUUUUUUUGUUGUUCUUUUAAUUCGAAGAUUUUUUUUUUUAAAGAAGUGUUCUUUUUCAACUGAUCCCCAAAUCAGUGUCAUUGUAUGGUGAGUUGAAACCACACUGUAUCAGACAAGCUGUGACAUGAUUCAUAACCAUUUUUCCCAUUCUGUGUCUUCAGAGCUACACAGUGGCUUAUUGCUGGCUUUUAAAGGUGUUUUUAACUUACAUGUGGCUUUUUUUUUUCUUAUUAUUUCUGUGUCUUUAAAGGGAUUAAACAGUAGUU
This is a messenger RNA of Mus caroli (Ryukyu mouse), 7021 nucleotides long. RefSeq names its product membrane bound glycerophospholipid O-acyltransferase 2 (gene Mboat2). Gene Ontology annotation, molecular function: acyltransferase activity. Gene Ontology annotation, biological process: lipid modification. The record is from RefSeq and is a predicted model, not a curated record. Gene Ontology annotation, cellular component: membrane. NCBI's taxonomy places the organism in Eukaryota, Metazoa, Chordata, Mammalia, Rodentia, Muridae.